AUGAAUGAGAAUAAUAAUGUUAAAAGAUUAAACUUAUAUUUCCAGAUAUGCAGGUUUUGUUGGAAUCGUAUUCGGGAAGGCGAGAACGGUCUCUGUCCAGCGUGUCGGAAGGCCUACCCGGAAAACCCGGCAGACUUCACUCCUCUCAGUCAAGAGCAGGUGGCCGCCAUAAAGACGGAGAAGAAGGCCCGCGAGCAGAAGCGCCGCAACAAGACGCUGGAGUCGCGGCGCGCGCUCGCCAACGUGCGCGUGGUGCAGAACAACCUCGUGUUCGUCGUCGGCCUGCCCGUGCGCCUCGCAGACCCCGAGAUUCUGAAACGGCAAGAGUACUUUGGCAAAUAUGGCAAAAUUCACAAAGUAGUUAUAAACCAAAGUACUGCAUAUGCAGGGUCACAGGGUCCGUCCGCGUCCGCGUACGUGACGUACGUGUCGCCGGCGGACGCGCUGCGCGCCAUCCAGGGCGUCAACAACGUGACGCUGGACGGGCGCGUGCUCAAGGGCUCGCUGGGCACCACCAAGUACUGCGCCAACUUCAUGAAGAACACGCCCUGCCCCAAGCCCGACUGCAUGUAUCUGCACGAGCUGGGUGAUCCGAAGGCGUCGUUCACGAAGGAGGAGAUGCACGCGGGCCUGCACCAGGUGUACGAGCGGCGCCUGCACCAGCAGCUGCUGCAGCAGCAGCGCGACUGCCGGACGGCGCAGCCCGACGAGCGCAGCGACGGUAACUCCAGUACGAAUACAGAAAAAGGCAAUUCCAAAGAUGGUAAUCAAUCGAACUUUAUACCGACAACAGUAAUCACAUCCUCUCAAAUAAAUGUAGUCAGCACAUCUAAAUCAAAGAAAGAAUCGGUUAAUGGCAACGGCAACACAAACAGUAGCAGCAGUAAUAGCAGCAAUAGCAGUAAUAGUACGAAUAGCAAAGAGGCCUGGCCUAGCCUCGGUACAUCUCCACCAUCAGACAGCCCGGCCAGAAAACAGAACAGUCCCAAGCCCCACAUUGUUAAGUCACAAGAAAAUGGCACAUCAGAAUCGUUAAGUCCGACGCAACUCCAAUCACAACAGUCUCAAACAAAACACAGCAAAGAUCACACAGAAAGCAAACCAAAUAGAAGUAAUAAGGACAGUAAUACAAACGGACAGCCCAACAAGAAAAGUAAAUCAGAAAGCAAAUCAAAACAGAAGAAUAGUAAUAGUAAUACAAAUGAAAAAAGCGAAACAGAAACAGUUGAAAGCAAACCAGAACAGAAUAGUCCUAGCCUUCAGACUCAACAGAAUUCAGUGUUCGAAAAUGACUCACAAAGCUAUUUAUCAAAUGAAUUAGAUGAAUUAGAAUCGGACAGACACAGUCUAUUGGAAAACCACGAUUUAUUAGACAACAGCGAUCACAGCCUUUUAGACGACGACAACACACACAAUCUCUUAAACGAUGCAAAUAAUGAAGUUAUGAUGAUGCAAAGGCAUAGAGAAAUGCUCGCAGGUUUAGUAGAUAAUAACCAUUUAUUGCCUCAAAUGAAGAGUCCCCUAGUAAAUGGAUACGGGUUGUUAGACAGGGAUACAAUGAGUUAUCUAGGUAAUGAUAGGCAGAUUAGUCAAAUUAACCACGGUCUGAUGGACCAGAAGGAUAUGCUACUCAGAGAGCGCAGUCGGAGCAACCUUUUAAUGAGACAGAAUGAAAUGCUGGCUCGGCAGCAUAAUGUCAUGGUUGAACCAAAGCAUUAUGUGCCAAACUCUAGUAUAGGACUGGAGUCUGCUAGUGAAUUAUUAGGUGCUAAUUAUCAUCCAAAUCACAAUAUGCUUCCGUUCGGUAUGAGGGUAGACAACUCAAUGGGCUCAAGCUCUUUAGGGAACACUAUGACAAAUACAUUAACUGCAAACUCAUUGUCCAAUCCUAUUUCGGCAAAUACUGGAUUCAUGUUACACAAUCAGCAAAUGGCGCAGAUGCAAAGUCCACAGAUGCCGAGUGGUCUCGUUAACGGAUUCGAAUCACCACAGACUAGUGAAGGUCGCUACCAGGCUGAAAACAUGGAUAAGUUUUUCACGGACUUCCAUAAAGCACAGCAGAUGAGACUUCUAUUGGCUCGUGAUGAGCGACGCCUUGAUAUGUUGCCUCCACACGCCAUGCUUAGUGCCGAGCGACUGGAAAUGGAGCAUAAGCAGAGAAUGAACAACAUGCGUACGAGUGACGUUUCCGGUCCGAGUGAGAGUGCGGCGGCCAGUGGGGACGAUGACCUCGACUUCGACCCCUUCAAGGAGACGCAGAAAGCACUCGCCGAGCUUAUGGAGACCGAGGUCAUGCUCAACACCAUCUCCAGCGGUGACAAUAUGGAUCGCGUUCGUCGGUCGCGUCUGCCUCCUCCCGGCUUUAGUCACAUGAAUGCAUUUGGCAUUGGUGUGCCUCGCCACCAGACUCAUCAUCAAGGUUACAACAACUCAAACACUGCAAUGUUCUCUGACUGGACCCAAAUGGACCCUGCGAUUAUGUCGACCUCUGUUAACUUCGGCAAGGCACCACCCGCCCAGGGAAGUUUGAACCAGCAGCAACAGGAGCUAUUUGCUCGUUUUAACCAUUUACAAGUACAGCCUAAUGGAAAGGUCCCUCAGUGGCCCAAGCUGUGGCCACAGCAUGGGACACCAUACAACACCAUCCCCUUACCCCCUGGCUUCGCACCAGCAAAGAAUGCCCAACACCCCGCCGAGUGCAUCGACGCCAAGUAGACCCACCACUAAAAGCAGCGGAUUAUAUUUUCUAUUAUUCUCUUUCCGUUGGUGAUGUGAUCGAUAAAUCUUUGUAUUAAGAGAGCAUAUUUUAAACGAGAGAAAUAUGAUAACAAAGGAAUUUGUAAAAUAAAUUAACCUAUUUGUUUUAUUUAAAAAAUGUUUGAUUUUUAUUAUAACAUCUUUUGUCAAUUCGGCUCCCCAUGUAUUAUCAUAUUUCUUAGAUUUCGUUUCUGUUACUUCUUUUCUCGACUGAAGAUAUAUGUAUAUUCGUUAUAUAUUAUAUUCUUGCUAGGACAUAGCUCUGUUACAACAGAUUAUUUUUUCUAUAUUAAAAUGAGAUGCCAAUUUAUCGGUUCAGUUGUACAUUAUUGAGCCAUUAUCCAUCAUUGAAAAGAUCAUUAAAAUUGAAGUAUUAUCA
Molecule: messenger RNA, 3136 nt
Organism: Melitaea cinxia (Glanville fritillary)
Lineage: Eukaryota; Metazoa; Arthropoda; Insecta; Lepidoptera; Nymphalidae
Gene: Cnot4
Product: dual specificity protein kinase splA
Exons: 16
Coding region: 1-2715 (904 amino acids)
Biological process (GO): protein ubiquitination
Cellular component (GO): CCR4-NOT complex
Molecular function (GO): RNA binding; ubiquitin-protein transferase activity; metal ion binding
Source: RefSeq, a predicted model, not a curated record